Molecule: messenger RNA, 513 nt
Organism: Ramularia collo-cygni
Lineage: Eukaryota; Fungi; Ascomycota; Dothideomycetes; Mycosphaerellales; Mycosphaerellaceae
Exons: 2
Coding region: 1-513 (170 amino acids)
Source: RefSeq, a predicted model, not a curated record
AUGGCAGCAGAAGGGACCGCUCGUCCCAGCGUCACGCAAACCCGCUCGCAUGCCGGACGCGGCGGAAUGGGCAACGUCUCACUCCAGGGCCGAGAAGUGACGGACGUGAAGGAUUUGUCGACGCCGCAUAUUCGAGCCAAUACUUUUACCACGGGUCGCGGGGGUGCAGGCAACAUGUCCAAAUCCGACCCCUCCAACCCAGCAGCCACACGAGCAGCACAAGACGUCGAUACCCCGGCCCAUCAUAACAAAUCCAUGCAAGGCACGUAUCAUUGGGGACGAGGAGGAGAGGGGAAUAUGAUGAGUGUUGGCGGUGGGGGCGGGGGCGACAAGGCCCAGGAUAGUGGCUUAACGAGGGUCAAGAGUCGGGAAGAGAAGAAGAGCAAUGAGAGGACAUCGAGGAGUGGCAGUUUCAAGGAAGUCAUGGAUAAAGGGAGGGAAAUGUUGGGGUUGGGGGGCAAGAAGGAACGUGCGGCGGCGAGUGAGAGGGCGGGGGAGAAUGCUUUUGAUUGA